UCGGCAGUACACAACUAAAUUGGCCUGAGAUUUUCAAAUAAUGGCUUCUUUCUCAGGCUCAUGGCUCUUCAACUUCUUGCUGGUUGCAUUCAUUUUCGCGGUCGUUAGCGGAUCAGCGGUGGCCGUGUUCCAGCCAAGCCCGUGGAAGCUCGCUCACGCCACCUUCUAUGGCGAUGAAACUGCCUCCGAGACCAUGGGUGGGGCUUGUGGAUAUGGAAAUUUGUUUGUGAAUGGCUACGGAACAGACACAGCCGCGUUGAGCUCUACACUUUUCAACAAUGGCUACGCUUGCGGGACUUGCUUUCAGAUCAAAUGCGUGCAGUCGAAGGCGUGCUACGCAAACUUCGCGUUCACCACUGUGACAGCCACCAACCUCUGCCCGCCGAACUGGUCGCAGGACUCCAACGCGGGCGGCUGGUGCAACCCACCAAGGGUUCACUUCGACAUGGCCAAGCCCGCCUUCAUGAAGAUCGCCGAGUGGAAAGCUGGGAUUGUCCCCGUCCAAUACCGCAGGGUGCCGUGUGUGAGAAAAGGAGGAGUUCGGUUCAGCCUGCAAGGAAACGGGUACUGGCUAUUGGUGUACGUGAUGAACGUGGGAGGAGGGGGCGAUGUGUAUUCAAUGGCUGUGAAAGGAAGCAAAACGGGAUGGAUAAACAUGAGCCAUAACUGGGGAGCUUCGUAUCAAGCUUUUGCCUCUUUGGGUGGCCAAUGCCUUUCUUUCAAGAUCACUUCAUUCACAACUAAAGAGACCAUUACUCUGUGGAAUGUCAUUCCUUCCAAUUGGCAAGUUGGGUUGUCCUAUAAUUCCAAUUUCAACUUCCAUUGACUUCUUCUAUUAUUCCUCAUAUUUUCUCUUCCUUUUUGAUUAUUUGUUUGUUUAAUUAUCACCUCAACUUUCUACAAACGCUAUGUGAAAGGUGGAAGGGACCUAAAUAUAUUUGUUUUCGUGUCAUUUCCAAAUUGCUGGAUAGUUGUUUAAUUUUGAGAUGUGUAAUCUAAAUAGCAUAUUGAGAUGUUUU
Molecule: messenger RNA, 1019 nt
Organism: Momordica charantia (bitter melon)
Lineage: Eukaryota; Viridiplantae; Streptophyta; Magnoliopsida; Cucurbitales; Cucurbitaceae
Product: expansin-A7-like
Biological process (GO): plant-type cell wall organization
Cellular component (GO): extracellular region
Source: RefSeq, a predicted model, not a curated record